Molecule: messenger RNA, 1233 nt
Organism: Mesorhabditis spiculigera
Lineage: Eukaryota; Metazoa; Nematoda; Chromadorea; Rhabditida; Rhabditidae
Source: the annotation of a GenBank genome assembly
AUGCUUUCCCGGCUUGUCGCUUCGAAUGUGGCGAGAAUCGCGUCGGCCCGCUCUAUGGCCGCCUACCCGAUCCCGGAUGCGGUGUUUGGUUUGACCGAGGAAGAGCAGGCGCUCCGCCAAUCGAUUCGAACAAUCGCCGACAAGGAGUUGGCCCCGUACGCGAAUGAUAUUGAUCGUGACAACAACUGGAAAGACUUGCGGAAAUUCUGGAGGACACUCGGUGACAAUGGAUUGUUGGGAAUUACUGCACCAGAAAAGUACGGCGGCUCGGCGAUGAACUACUUCUCGCACGUGCUGGCGAUGGAAGAGCUGUCCCGGGCGUCUGGCUCGAUUGCGUUGUCUUACGGAGCCCAUUCCAAUCUUUGCGUCAACCAGAUCGUCCGUCACGGCAACGAGGCGCAAAAGGACAAGUAUUUGCCAAAGCUAAUUUCCGGCGAAUAUUUCGGUGCCUUGGCAAUGUCUGAAGCCGGAGCCGGCAGUGAUGUCGUCAGCAUGAAGCUCAAGGCCGAGAAGAAGGGCGAUCGGUACGUUCUGAACGGCACGAAAUUCUGGAUCACCAACGGCCCGGACGCCGACGUGCUGGUCGUCUACGCGAAAACGGACCCCUCAAAGCACCAGCACGGCAUCACGGCGUUUUUGAUUGAGAAGGACUUCAAAGGCUUCUCCACCUCGCCGAAGCUCGACAAGCUCGGCAUGCGCGGCUCGAACACAUGCGAGCUCGUGUUUGACAACUGCGAGGUUCCAGCCGAAAACGUGAUGGGCAACCUGAAUAAGGGCGUGUACGUCUUGAUGACGGGCCUCGACUACGAGCGGCUCGUGCUCUCUGGCGGUCCAUUGGGCCUGAUGCAAGCCGCCUGCGACGUCGCCUUCGACUACGCCCACCAGCGCAAGGCGUUCGGCCAACGCAUUGGGGAGUAUCAGCUGCUCCAAGGCAAGAUGGCCGACAUGUACACAACGCUCAACGCCUGCCGCUCCUAUUUGUACACGGUGGCCAAAGCGGCCGACAAGGGCCACGUCAGCAACAAGGAUUGCGCCGGCGUGAUCCUCUACCUGGCCGAGAAGGCGACCCAGGUGGCGCUAGACGCCAUCCAGAUUUUGGGCGGAAACGGCUAUAUCAACGACUACUCGACGGGGAGGAUACUGCGCGACGCGAAGCUGUACGAGAUUGGGGCUGGAACUAGCGAGGUCCGCCGCCUCAUCAUCGGCCGCUCGUUGAACAAGGAGUACUCCUCU